Molecule: messenger RNA, 2518 nt
Organism: Lucilia cuprina (Australian sheep blowfly)
Lineage: Eukaryota; Metazoa; Arthropoda; Insecta; Diptera; Calliphoridae
Gene: Setd3
Product: actin-histidine N-methyltransferase
Exons: 3
Coding region: 259-1818 (519 amino acids)
Biological process (GO): positive regulation of transcription by RNA polymerase II; peptidyl-lysine monomethylation; actin modification
Molecular function (GO): histone H3K36 methyltransferase activity; histone H3K4 methyltransferase activity; protein binding
Source: RefSeq, a predicted model, not a curated record
UGCCGUUUAACGUCUGUGGUUUGAAUUGUAAUCCAUUAGUAAGCUCUCACACACACGUGCAAUUGCCAUUUUUGGUAGUUUUUUUUUGUAUUUGUCUGGAAUUUUUGACAUUCUAUUAUUAAAGCAAAAAUAGCAGUUACCGGUAAAAACAAGUUAAUAACAAAAUAAACAACAAUAAAAACUAAAUAAAAACAAAAACAAUAAAACUAUUAAAAAAUAUUUAAGUUAAAAGAAAUACUAUAAAUUAAGAAGAAAAAAAUGGAUAAACGUCAUAAUAAAAAGCACAAUAAUAAAAAUAAACACAACAAUAAAAACAACAACACCAGCCACAAUAAUCACAACAAAAACACUGAAACUCAAACUAAUCAAAAUACACAAGUUAGACUUACGCCCAAGGAUAGAGCAGAAAUAAAAAAUUUAGUUAAUCAACUAAUUAAAAAUAAACUAUUGGAAAACUGCAGCAAUCCCAAAGAUGAAUGGCAACAGUAUACUGAAAUCCAACAGAUAAUCAAGAGAAUACAACAACUAGAAGCACCCCUGCAGCGUAAACGUAAGGAUGCCAAUCCCCAAGAUCGUUUGGCCAAUAUAGAGACAUUUUACCAAUGGGUUAAGGACAAUGGUGCCCACUAUGAUGGUCUCGCGAUACAAAAGUUUGAUGAAUACGAUUUGGGUUUAGUGGCCACACGUGAUAUUAAAAAAGAUGAUUUAAUCUUUAGUAUUCCUCGCCAGCUGAUUAUGUCCGAGGAAAAUUUGCAAAAUGAUAAUGUUAAAACUAAUUUUAGACUGUCUAAUAUGCGUUUAGCUUUUACUCUAAUGGAAGAGUAUUUAAAACCGGAUUCUUUUUGGAAACCUUAUAUUGAUUUAUUGCCUGAAAGUUAUAGUACGGUUUUGUACUAUACCGUUGAGGAUAUGUCCGAGCUGAAGGGCUCUAAUGCCUUAUCUACAGCUUUGAAAUUGUGCCAAAUUAUUGUUCGUUUUUAUGUGAAUAUUUAUAGUUGGCCGGAUAGUGCCAUACCGAUUAAGGGCUUUAAGGAAGUUUUUCAUUACGAUUUGAUAAGAUGGGCCGUUUCUACUGUAAUGACUCGUGAAAAUUUAAUACCACGCUCUAAACCUUUGCCGGGAGAGGAAACACCCUCUACUAUUGCUGCUCUAAUACCCUUCUGGGAUAUGGCAAAUCAUCGUAAUGGUACUAUAACCUCGUUCUUUAAUGUGGAGACUCAAGAAAUGGAAAGUAAAGCUCAGGAGGAUUUUAAGCAGGGCGAACAAGUUUUCAUUCACUAUGGUGAUCGUUCGAAUGCUGAACUAAUGACUCAUAAUGGUUUCAUCAAUUCUCAAAAUCCCAAAGAUUAUGUUUCCAUUAAAUUGGGCCUCAGUCCUUCGGAUGCCCUUUUCGAAAAACGCAACCAACUGCUGCAACUGCUCAAUAUACCAAAGAAUAGUGAAUUGAAAGUAUUGCCAUCACCCGAGCAUAUUUCCUCCGAACUACUCGGUUUUGUUCGUGUCUUCAAUAUGAAUGAGGAACAAUUAGAUCAUUGGAUUAAAUCUGAACGUGCUACGGAUCUUUUACAUAUUGAUUGUGCUCUUGAAACUGAGCUGGAAUCAAAGACCUGGCAGUAUUUGCAAAUACGUCUUAUGCUUUUACUAAAGGCCUUCCCCACCACACUCGAAGAUGAUGAAAAACUCUUUGAAGGACUUAAAAAAGGUGAAAUUAAGCCCGAAAGAAGUUAUAUCAGAAUGAUGAUAUUAGAGUAUCGUAUACUAGAGAAACGUAUAUUGGCUGCUGCCUUGGAUUAUGCCAAACAAAGAACAAAAGCCUAAAGGGAACAAUGCUAACUAACAACACACCCUUUUAAUAAGAUAUAAAAACAACGAUGCCGACAAAACAUCAAAUGAAUACAUAACCAAAUAACCAACAACAACAACAAUAAUAACAACUAUACAACCGCAACAGUAAAGUGAAAGGACAAAAAGCUCGUACACACAUCACACACAUAGUGUGUUGUAGAGCAGCAUAAAAGUGAAUUAUCAAAGAGACAAAGUCUGCUUUAUGAUUUUUUCGUUGUUGCAGUUUUUACGUUUUUUUUUCUCUAGAUUUGUUUGUGUAUUAUUUUAUUAUACUUUUUUUUUUGUUUUGCUCCACAAAAUUGUAAAGUGGCCAUUAUAUUUGCAGUUUUUUUUCCUACUCUCUCGAGGAUUUUAUAACAAGUUUUGUUGUGACUUGUAAGAUAUUCAGUGUUUUUUUUAAUAAUUUAUUAUUAUUUUUUUUUUUAAGUUUAGUUCUUUAGUUUUACAUUUUAUGUGUAUUUUUCAGUUUCAUCUUUAAAGUAUUUCAAUAUUUAAUUGAGUUUUAGUCUCUUUUUUUUUGAGUGUCAUUAAUAUCUUAAAGUUUUAUUUUUAGUUUUUUUUUCAAUGUGUUUAAUGAAAUUUAAAAUUUACUUUCGUUAAAGAAUAAAGAAUUAAAUUCUUGUCUUACUAACCAAAAUUAAUUGAAGUUUUUAAAUAAAAAAUUAAAUAUUUA